This is a messenger RNA of Aaosphaeria arxii CBS 175.79, 1118 nucleotides long. RefSeq lists its product as uncharacterized. The transcript is spliced from 2 exons. The record is from RefSeq and is a predicted model, not a curated record. NCBI's taxonomy places the organism in Eukaryota, Fungi, Ascomycota, Dothideomycetes, Pleosporales. The coding region runs from base 1 to 777 and encodes 258 amino acids.
AUGGCGCCCUCAAACCAACAAGCUGCAACAACAGCUCAGGAAGAACGAAUGCAUUCAGGCUCCAUAGCUUCUGAAACCUCGGGCAAGAAGUAUGCGACACCUCUGGAAGCAUACCGAGAAGCAACAGCACCGAAGAAGCCUCGAUUCUUGACACCCAAAACCUUUCGCGCAGCCAUCAACGCCCGCCUCGACAACCCUGUAGUUACCCUUUUCCGGCUUGGAGCUCGAGUGCUUCAGCUUUGUUUUGCGCUGGCAGCGGGGAUAUCGUAUGGCGUCGAGCUCAGUGGACAAAAGCUUGGUUCCGAUGGGAAUUCGUCCUUCAUCUACGCUGAGGUUGUAUUUGGACUGACGCUUGUUGUCCUCAUUCUUGAUACUCUGAUAGUACACUCCUAUCAUCUGACCUGGAUGAUCGAAUGGGUGCUUUCGAUACUGUGGAUUGCGCUCUUUGGCAACUUCUAUACGAUCUACUAUAGAUCAGAUAUUGAACCUCAAUAUGCAGGUGUCAAUGUUGGAAACAUGAAACGUAUCGUCUGGGUCGACUUGAUUAAUGCACUGCUUUGGAUGGCAAGUGCCCUAUUCUCAACAACUCUGUGUUGCUCUGGUGUAAAGGCAAAGAUCAGAGGCAAGAAGGAACAAUGGAGGUCGAAGAGGGAUGCGAAGAAGCACCGUGCAGCUGACAGAACAGCACAUGAGAUGGAAGAGGGAACCGUUAGGCCACAGCCGCAGGAAGAGAGGUUGCCCCGGUACGAAGAGGUGCCGUUGGAUGACCGAUCAUAGGAAGUUUUGAAGAGGUUCGAAGAUGUUUGGAUCUGGUGAAGUCACACUUGUUAGGGUCGAAUGCCUAUGAUGCCUAUGCACAUUGCAUUGAUAGUUCAGGGGCGUAGAACGAUUUCGAAAGUGCAUUCUUUGAGGUUGUUAUGCAAUUCUGCCAUUAGUAAUUCAAUAUCACGACUUGUUAUGAGCAUAAUACCAAGUGGAAGGAUCCAAGAUCAGUGACUCAACAGGCACUGUAUCAACACAGACUAGUGUAUAGCACGUGAAUAGUUCAAGGAGUCAUAGCAAGAGGCAGUGCUUGCCUUCCUAAUAGGUAAUGCGAUAGUUAGAACUUCGUGGUCGGG